CCAACGCAAAACUGCAAGCGGCCAAGUGCACAAGAAAAGAGCUCUUUUUUUUCUUUCUGUCUUUGAUUUGUAAAUACCUCCGUUGCAGUGCAACAACUUCCAGGCUUGUAUCUUAUAACCAUCAAACAUUUACAUGAGAAAGUUGACAAAGGCUGAAACAGCGGAGGAGGCCUUGCAACAAAGAGGCCCUUUUAUAGUGUACAGUCAGGGAGAGGGAGGGUAGGAGGAGAAGCUGGGAGGAGAGUUGAAUUAAUGAAUUAAAAAUGUCGUGAAACAGCGGCUGUCUGAAUAGUUUUGGGUUUAUAUAGCGAGGCGUGCAGGGGGGUCCGGGAGGAGUGGACAGCACAGGCUUCUUUAACUUCUCUCUGUCCGAGCACACAGGGCUCUCUCUCUGCUUCACAUGCAAGAAGAAGAAGGGGAAUCGCAAACUGUGCUCAUCUGAUUACAUAAUGACCCACUAACAGUGAGCCAGAACCGGUACUGCCAGUACCAGUGUGCCGGGAGACACCGACCGAACACCGGUCAAUACUCGUCCAGGCCUCUCUUCUGACGGCGUUUUUUCUUUUUUAAAAUACAAGAUGACAACGACGUAGAGGGACUGCAAGAGAAAAAACAUGCAAACAAUGUGAUGUCAAAGUGAGAGAGAAAGUAAUUAAAUCUUCAAGUUUCCAAGCUGUGGUCCAAGUGAACUUCUGUUACAGAGUCAGCAGAGAGUGCCCGCCAUGACCUCAGCCACUCCCCCCUCCUCUGAGAGUUCCUCCCCUCAGAAAGUAUGCCACUCCCAGACACAGACUGACAUCACCAAGCCCCUGCUGGGCUCCACAGGGGGGAACGGAGGUGCUGGUGCAGGUGGAGUAGGAGCAGCAGCCGGAGGGCCCAAUGCACUGCGAAGGAGGCGCCGUGUGCUCUCCAAAGAUGGACGAAGCAAUGUACGAAUCGAGCAUGUAAGUGGACGAGGGGCGCUGUACCUCCGGGACCUAUGGACGACUUUCCUGGACAUGCAAUGGCGCUACAAGUUCUUCCUUUUUGCUGCCACCUUUGCUGGGACCUGGUUCCUGUUUGGAGUGCUCUGGUACCUAGUUGCAAUGGUGCAUGGAGAUCUGCUGGAGUUUGAUCCCCCCUCCAACCAUACCCCAUGUGUAAUGGAGGUGAAGACCCUGACGGGAGCCUUCCUUUUUUCUUUGGAGUCUCAGACCACAAUUGGUUACGGCUUCCGGUGCAUCACAGAAGAGUGUCCUGUGGCCAUUGUCCUGCUCAUCUUUCAGCUGGUCAUCACCAUGGUGAUGGAGAUCUUCAUCACAGGCACCUUUCUGGCAAAGGUCGCUCGUCCCAAGAAGAGAGGCGAGACAGUGAAGUUUAGUCAACAUGCUGUUGUGUCAAAUCAUGAGGGUCGGCCCUGCCUCAUGAUCAGAGUUGCCAACAUGCGCAAAAGCCUGUUGUUAGGAUGCCAGGUGACGGGGAAGUUCCUUCAGACGUCCCUGACAAAGGAGGGUGAGACAGUACGGCUGGACCAGCGAAACGUGCCUUUCCAGGUGGACACGUCCAGCGACAGCCCAUUCCUCAUCAUCCCCUUGACUUUCUACCACAUCAUUGACGACAACAGCCCCCUCAGGGCCUGGGCGGCAAAAGGCGGAGGCUGGACAGACCCAGAGCUGGCUGACUUUGAGCUGCUGGUGAUCUUGAGCGCCACAGUUGAGCCAACGUCCGCUACCUGCCAGGUUCGGACCUCCUAUCUUCCAGAUGAAAUCCUCUGGGGCUACGAGUUUCCCCCCGUUGUCUCUCUGUCUCCCUCAGGAAAAUAUGUAGCCGAUUUUGCCUUCUUUGACAAAGUGGCCAAAACCAAAACACCACCCUUCUUCAAGCAGUCCCUGUCACCAAGCCCGCCGUCACGGGCGUCCCGUCACCGCAGCGGCAAGGAGGAUGGGACGGAUCCAGAAAAGAUACGACUAGAAGAGAGCUACAGGGGGGAAGAGAGGGGUCGAGAAAGAGGGCGCAUCAGAGAUAGCAGCCCGCUGAGUGUGCGCAUUAGUAAUGUAUGAGGAGAAAGAAAAAGGUUACAGUAAGCUGAUGUGAAACUGAGAUUAGGUCAACACAGGAAGACAAGAAACAAGCUGCUCAACCGAAGAAGUCAAACACUCUCAUAAAAGAAUAUCUCCUCCACCCUCACUACGCCUACGCACACUGAACACCUUGGAGGCUUUUCACUACACCCCCCCCUCAACCGCACACAAACACUGCCUACAAUGUGCUCCUGUAACCACAGGACUGUGGGGAUAACACACUGAUCAUAUCUGUGUCUGCAAACCAACAAAGGGAGCGAAUUACAAACCCAACAUGUACAAAUGUGCAGCACAGCAUCAAGUCAUCUGUUUUCUAUACUUUUUUUUUUUUUUUUUUUUUUUUUUUUUUGGAAAGGACUUGAUUCACUGUAACUGGAGGAUACUCAAACACCAAAAAUCACCUCAGGUCAUUUCUGUCUUUAAUUUAGCCAUAUUUUUCCAAAUUAAAUCAACUUCUGUCAAGAGUUUGCUAGAAAUGAUGUCUCUUCUUUGAACCAAGACAGAAGGAAGGUUAAAAUAAAACUAAAUUACAGACAAAUUGACUUUAUGAGAUGAUUUUUGCAGUGCACUUGGAUGUCUGAACUGGAUGUUAAUCACUGAAUCACAGUACUGUUUUUUUCUUCUUUUUUUUAAAUUAAUAAAAUACCUGCAACAGGUGGCGAAAAUACUGGAACCAUAUUUUUUUAACGAAGGAUUUUAAAAGGAAUGUAUCAUAUUUUAUGUACCCAAUAGUUUCUAACAACAUUGUUACUUGUUGCACAUGAAAAUACUGUGCUCUGUGAUAUGAAUGUUUCUCGUUUAUUGGGGUAAAAUACUUUUUUAGUAAUAUUACUAAAAGCACUUUAACUUGAAAGAAAAGUGGCAUUAUUCACAAGGGAAUAACUGAACUAACUUUGAUACUUAAUGCACUGUAAUAAAUGAUUAAAUCUUGUAGUUAUGUUUGGGGUUUGUGAGUGUGAGUGUGUGGUUUUAUGCUUGAGAAUGGAUAAUUUUGUGAAUGUGAUAAUACUGAAGUUUUUUGUGACCUGCCUUAAAUUUCAUGUACAGUAUGUGUGCGUGUGUGUGUGUGUUAAUGUAUCUCUGUACAGUGUAUUUUUUUUUAUGUCCUGACAUUUGAUACACAACUCCACAUUUUCAAUAUACCCUAUGAAUUGUUGUUAGCGCACAAUGUUAUUUCUGUAAAGUACACACAUCUUUUUACUGCUGUAUUUAUUUUCAUACGGUGGUUAUGAAAGUGUCUGUGGAUUCUGCCAAUGUGUGCCUAAUCAACUGACUUUUUGUAUUAGAUUAGUGCAUAUAUUUGGUUAAAAAUAACCAAUUUCUUGGUUUAUUGUGGUAAAAAUUAUUGGAUAUCUGAAUUUUUAAGUGAAGGAAUCAGGAAGAAUUAACAGAAAACCUUUUUUUUCUAUACGUAUUUUUGUUUGAAUGCCCCAUAAAGUGUGAUUUUAAAAAUCAGUAUAUUAUACAUCUGAUGAUUUGUUUUAAAUCCGUGCUCUUGAUAAUAAUAUAAGAUUAAGUGCCACUAUUCAAAUGAAAUCCUCUGCUGCUCCACACAAGCCCAAUGAAAAACAAAAUAUGAUGUGUGCGUGUUUAUUCUGCAAACCCUACUGUAUAUGGAUCACUCAUAAUACUGGAAGCUCAUUGGUCUAACUUUUUAAAUAAGCACUUUUUUAAGUGGCUCUUUUAAUAAAUGUAUUAUUUACAACA
This is a messenger RNA of Larimichthys crocea (large yellow croaker), 3767 nucleotides long. RefSeq names its product potassium inwardly rectifying channel subfamily J member 10a (gene kcnj10a). Gene Ontology annotation, biological process: regulation of monoatomic ion transmembrane transport; potassium ion import across plasma membrane. Bases 723 to 2039 code for a protein of 438 amino acids. Gene Ontology annotation, molecular function: inward rectifier potassium channel activity. The transcript is spliced from 7 exons. NCBI's taxonomy places the organism in Eukaryota, Metazoa, Chordata, Actinopteri, Sciaenidae. The record is from RefSeq and is a predicted model, not a curated record. Gene Ontology annotation, cellular component: plasma membrane.